AAUGAAAGGUUUGUGAGCGACAGGAAAGCAGCACUGAGGGAGCGCAUUCCAGCCCUCCGGCCCCACCGGGCUACACAAUACGGGGCGGGAACUGCACUGGAUAUUUAACAAAUCAGUUAUCUUAACUCUAACAUCAGAUCGGAUCUUGCUUAUCAAGAGUGAAUCCGAGGAAAGGGGAUUGUUUAUAGAGGAACGGAAGACUGAGAGCCUGAAAGUCCGGCUGCAUGAGCUCCACUUUGCCGCUUCCAUUUUAUCAGUUUGGAAGAUUGAGCUGAAGAUACCGCGCCUUGUCCACUCUUGUCCAUUUCUUCUCCAGAGCUUCAUUUCUUACUCUGCGUUCAUUUUUUCCACAAAAUGAAGUAGAACUAAAGGCUGUGGAACUGAGACUGGUUUAUUUCAACUCGGCUUUAUUGUUUUAAAAAGUUUUGUCACCGACGCUGAGCAGCAGGAGGAGGAGGAGGACUGAUGUGGUGGUGGUGAAGAUCCAGGAGCAGCUCUACGAGGCGUUUUUAAUCUGCUGGAAAGGGGGGAGAAAAGUCUAAAGUUAUUUUACUUAACCAGGAUCAGUAGUAGUAUGUGUCUUAAAAGUGCUGUUUCGUGAGCAGAUGGAUUAUUGAAAGGAUAAGGAAAGGAAGAGGAGAUACGAGGAGCAAAUCUUGAGAGAUGGAGGCUUCUGCAGGAUUCCUGCUGCUGCUCACUUCGAUGGCUUUAAGUCUAAACACAGUUCACUCCGCCCAAAGCAAAAGCAGAAGGGUGAACUGUGCGUGUGAGGAUGUGUACACAGACACCUGUAUAGGGUAUGUCUGCUUCUUCAUAUGGAACAAUGGGCAUGUUACGAGGGGCAGCUUUGAGAAGGAGCAAAUGGAGCAGUGCAUCGUCGGUGGGAUUAACAACGUGUUCGUCGAGUGUUGCUACACCGACUACUGCAAUGCCAACCUAACAUUACCUGUAAAACCAGAGAAGCCAGUAGAAGAACCUACUGUGAUCGUCCUGGUUGCCGUGCCUCUGCUGGUGCUGUUUUUGUUAUCCACAGCAGUGUGCGUCUUUGUGUUGUGGCUUCGCUCCAAACGACAGCACCACCAUCUGCAGGAACAUGACCCCCCCAUGCUUAAACUGCCCAGUGGAGGAGACCCAACUUAUGGGGAUAUUUUUGACGAGUUUUGCACAUCAGGCAGUGGGACUGGCCUGCCUUACCUGGUGCAGAGGACCGUGGCUCGGCAGAUCUCCUUAGUGGAGUGUGUCGGUAAGGGGCGUUAUGGAGAGGUGUGGAGGGGAACGUGGAUGGGGGAGAACGUGGCUGUGAAAAUCUUCUCAUCUCGAGAUGAACAGUCCUGGUUCAGAGAGAGUGAAAUCUACAACACUGUUCAAUUAAGACAUGAAAACAUCUUGGGAUUCAUUGCUUCAGACAUGACAUCGAAGAACUCCAGCACUCAGCUCUGGCUGGUGACUCAUUUCCACGAAUUGGGCUCUCUCUAUGACUACCUGCAGUGCAUCAAAUUGAAACCGGAGGAAUGUUUGUGCAUGUGCCUGUCAAUAGCCAGUGGCCUGGUGCACCUUCACACAGAAAUCGUCACCAAACAGAGCAAGCCAGCCAUCGCCCACCGUGACCUCAAAAGCCGCAACAUCCUGGUGAAGAGGAAUGGGCAAUGCUGCAUCGCUGACCUGGGCCUGGCUGUCACUCAUUCUCAGUCCAACGACUACCUGGAUGUAGGGAACAACCGACGGGUGGGCACCAAACGCUACAUGGCCCCUGAGGUCCUAGACGAAAGUAUCCGUGUGGACAUCUUUGAAUCAUACAAGCAGACUGAUAUCUGGGCUUUGGGACUGGUUUUGUGGGAGAUCACCCGUCGAACCACUGUAAAUGGAAUUGAAGAGGAGUAUCGCCCGCCUUUUUUCGACGUGGUGCCCUCCGACCCCAGUUUUGAAGAUAUGAAGAAGGUGGUGUGUGUGGACCAGUACAGGCCGUGUCUUCACAACCGACUGCACUCCCAUCCGAUUCUGUCUGCUAUAGCUAAAAUUAUGAAGGAGUGCUGGUUCCAGAGUCCCUCAGCUCGCCUCACUGCCCUGCGUGUGCGUAAGACCCUGGCAAAGCUGGACCAAGACCAAGACUGCAGCACAGACAAACUCAAAUUGGAUGUCUAGAGGUCUGCUCCUGCUUAAUGGACACAAGUUGCAGAACAGGUGCCAGAACCUCUCUUAGCCUCUUGUGUCUUUUAAGAGCAGCAUCUGCCCUGAGUUGAUUCCUGGUGCUUCAGCCGAGGAGGCCAUAAAGCUGAUGGACUGACUGAACUCAGAGCUGUUCUUCUCCUCUGGACUGCAAUAUUGCCUUUGAAGGAUUUACUGCGUUUUUCAGCACAGUGACUCAGUUGCAAGUGAAAGUAAGCCAUGGCUGAAAGUACUCCUUUGGGUCGAGAGAUUUGCACAUGUUUUUUCUGUCAGUGUGUUUUUUAUGAAUGUGUUUGUCAGGAUAUGAGCCAUACUGGACUUCCCAGUGGAGGAGUUUCCUGAAAUUCCUUCAUGAUUUUGUCUCCCUCCUCCUCUUAGGUUCUGAAUGUCUUAAAUGAGGACACCAUGUACUUUGUUCCACCAUGUACAUUUUAUCCAUUCCAUAGUCAUGAUGGAAACAUUCACAAUGACUAUAUCUUAAAUACAUAUCCAUGGAUACAUAAUACUCAAGCAAUAUUCAUUCGAAUGUAAGACUUAUACUGUAUCUUAUUGCUAAAUAAUUAUGUUUCAGACUAGAGGAUAUUUUAUACUCUAUAUCCAGAGCAUGCAAUAUAUACAUGUCGUCCACAGGGCAAUUUGGUGCCCCUUAGCGACUGCUUAUACCACUUAUGGUCAUGGGUAUAACUAUUAAUGUCUCUCUUAUUAUAGUAUAUUUUAUAUAAGACUUCAUUUGUACUAUUUUUACACAAAAACAAAUAUAAUUCUCACCCAAAAUUACAAAAAAAUAAAUAUAUUUUGGUUAUUCAA
Messenger RNA from Hemibagrus wyckioides, 2973 nucleotides. It is a transcript of the gene acvrl1, whose product is annotated as activin A receptor like type 1. Gene Ontology annotation, cellular component: plasma membrane; BMP receptor complex. The record is from RefSeq and is a predicted model, not a curated record. Gene Ontology annotation, molecular function: SMAD binding; transforming growth factor beta receptor activity, type I; ATP binding. Lineage: Eukaryota; Metazoa; Chordata; Actinopteri; Siluriformes; Bagridae. The transcript is spliced from 10 exons. The coding region runs from base 664 to 2142 and encodes 492 amino acids. Gene Ontology annotation, biological process: angiogenesis; transforming growth factor beta receptor signaling pathway; dorsal/ventral pattern formation.